Molecule: messenger RNA, 842 nt
Organism: Lampris incognitus (smalleye Pacific opah)
Lineage: Eukaryota; Metazoa; Chordata; Actinopteri; Lampriformes; Lampridae
Product: EEF1A lysine methyltransferase 3-like
Exons: 3
Coding region: 47-727 (226 amino acids)
Biological process (GO): peptidyl-lysine methylation
Cellular component (GO): cytosol; cytoplasm
Molecular function (GO): protein-lysine N-methyltransferase activity
Source: RefSeq, a predicted model, not a curated record
GUAAGGAACGUGUUGUCAGUUAAACUCUUGCUGCACGAUUACUGGGAUGACUUUUGCUGGACACGAGGAGGAUCUAUUUCCUGCUGACGACGGUCUGUUUGCCGACACGUUUUCCGAAGACAGCGUGUAUAAAUUCUUCGGCCAAGAAGUAAAGAUCAGCCAGAAGUUCGGCGCAAACCUCGGCGUGGCUGCGCCGGUGUGGGACGCUGCUUUACAGCUCUGUCACUUCUUCGAACAACAGUCAUUUGAUUUAAGGGGAAAGCGUAUCAUAGAGCUUGGCGCAGGGACGGGCAUUGUUGGCAUACUGGCAGCACUCUUGGGAGCAGAUGUGACCCUUACAGACCUUCCUUUGGCUGUCCCACAACUUAAGGCUAACGUCUCUGCAAACAUGCCAAUUACUGGUUGGCCUUCAGUCACUCCAACUGUCCUUCCUUUAUCCUGGGGUCAGGACCAGCUCAGCUUCCCUUCUAACUGGGAUCUGGUGCUGGGUGCAGAUAUUGUGUAUCUGACAGAAACAUACCCACUGUUGCUGGAGACUCUCGUUCAUUUGAGCAAGAAUGGAGCUGUGGUGUUUCUCUCAUCCAAGAUGCGAAAAGAGCACGGGACUCCUGGUUUCUAUGAAGAGAACCUUCCAGAUAGAUUCCACGUGGACCUUGUGCGUUGUGAUGUCAAUCAGAAUAUCAACAUCUAUCAGGCUUCUCUGAGAAGAGAUUUAAAGGUAAAAUAAUUAAAAUUGUUCUCUAGCGACCACUAUCAGUGACCAGUAGGAAUUUCAAUACCAGCAACCUUGAGCAAUGCUGCCCUCCCUGCAAGUGACAAGUCUAACAGUAAUAAGGUCUCAC